GGUGCAUCUUCCUCAUCCUUGUCCCCAACCUCACACCCGACACGCAUUUUCCUCGUCUGGUGGACAUAAUAUAUUCGUCGACGGUACCGGUAGCAUGAGAUCGGUCCUGGGCGGUGGAAUGAAUACCUCUUCCAAUACUGGUACCUCUUCCUCUGAAGUGGAGCCUCUCAUGUCUGCAAGUCGAGAUGGUGGCUCGAUGGCAUCGGAUGUUGUUGGUUAUGAUCGAGGCUAUAAUACUGGUAGCGCCAACGAAGACUCUUCCAAUGCUGCUGUUGCCUCUUCGCUGACCAACCGUACAUCGCCGCAACCACGAAUCCUUCGACAACGCAACAGUGGCGCUAUCAACGGCGAUCCACCAAGUGAUGACUUCGUUCCUGGUAAUAAUGAAGCAGAAUUUAGCAAUUCGUCCACCAAUGGAAUUGUCAGUCGUCGGAAACAAAGCGACUUUGAUAAUCAAUACAACAACAAGCAUCAGAUCGCCACCAAAAAUCAAGAGUCGCUCUCCGAUGUUGGAGGAAUAGGUCGAUUACGCACCAGAGAAGAGGUUGUGAAUCACUUUUGGGUCGAAUUGCAGAUGCUUUGGCGUGACGCGGGUCCGAUUGGCUUUGGUAUUUUGAUGCAAUGGAUUCAUUCCGUCUGCACCAACAUUGCCUACUACUACCACACGGAACUGAGCGCUGCACAAAGAAUUCCUUUGAAGGACGUUGCCUACGAAGUGCUGCCCGUUCUGAGAGGUGCUUGGUGGAUGGUAUCUGAGUACCUUGUGUACUCUAUGGUGACAAUUACCAUUGCUUUCAUUGUUUCCUGCCUUUUCGUUCGGUGGAAAGCUCCUCACCGGAGACCCCUCUACAGUGUCCCCAUCACCAAGAGACUCUUUGUCACUCUGACUGUUCUCCAGGUGCUGCGAUGCAUCUCAUUCCUGGUCACUACACUCCCUGGUGCAAGCCGACAAUGUCUUUACAGCAUCCCUGAAUCCAUGUCCAGGGACGAAAUGAUCUAUGGCGUCGCGCCCGACAGGGGAAACCCAUCCGGAUGGUCACCACCAGAAUCCUUGUAUGAUAUACUUUGGAGAGUCGAUGCAACCAACGGUUGUGGGGAUUUGAUGUUUUCAAGUCAUACAAUUUUUACCAUGCUUUUCGUAUGCAUCAUUUGGCAUUAUUUCAAUUGGGGUUUUCUCAAAUGGGCCUUUAUAACCACUCAGAUCGUCAUCAUUCCUCUCAUCUUGGCUGCUCACAAGCACUACUCUGUGGAUGUAUUCACAGCGCUAUAUGUCACACCUCUUGUGUACGAACUGCUCAGAAUGAAAAUGCCAGACAUGGAUGUCCACUCCUCUGAUAUGAAAUCGCACUAUGGAAUCACUUUUGAAAGGGUUGGAAAUGGGUUCCUCUUGCGGGCGCGCGGUCUAGAAUAUUUUGUGGAACCUUUCGAUGUUCCGGUGGAUCUCCGACGAAUGGCACCAAUAGAGUUAGAACAAUCUGCUGAGCUGGAUACCGUCAUUGUUUAGACUGGUCCAAGAAAGGUAACAGAUAUCCCGGAGGCUUACAGGAGAAGGAAGGAACGAAAGAGGAAAACCGGCGAAAGCGACUCGUUCUUCUUGGCUGGAAACAACAACCCACAAAAGGAAGUCGUCCCGUCCAUGCGCGAUCAUUGAUUCGAAAGCUUUCGCAUGGAUUUCAUGGGGGUAUGACUUGAAGGUGUACCACUACGCGCCCAACCGCGUGAUUUUUCUUGACUCAAAUCAUGUAAACGAGUUUCUUUGCCUCCAAUGGAAACAAGUUUCGAUGCUGAUUUGGCCAAGACACAACCUUUUUGUCCUGAACAGCCGAACUACGUGUAGAUUGACUUGACUUUGCCGCACUCAUUCUAAUGAUGGGUCUGGUUUCCGACUCGACUCUGUAUAGUUCCAACUGAGCAUAUGCUAAACACUGUUUUAACUAUGUAUUUUUGAAAUUCUAGAUGGCAUGACCUGUUGAACUCUAAGGGCAACGUACCCAAAAUGAUUACUCUCUGUGAUUGGUUUGUAAUGCCUCAACCGGACA
Molecule: messenger RNA, 2039 nt
Organism: Seminavis robusta
Lineage: Eukaryota; Bacillariophyta; Bacillariophyceae; Naviculales; Naviculaceae
Source: the annotation of a GenBank genome assembly